Molecule: messenger RNA, 2807 nt
Organism: Actinia tenebrosa (Australian red waratah sea anemone)
Lineage: Eukaryota; Metazoa; Cnidaria; Anthozoa; Actiniaria; Actiniidae
Product: eukaryotic translation initiation factor 2 subunit 3
Biological process (GO): formation of translation preinitiation complex
Cellular component (GO): cytosol; eukaryotic translation initiation factor 2 complex
Molecular function (GO): tRNA binding; GTP binding; translation initiation factor activity
Source: RefSeq, a predicted model, not a curated record
UCACCCGCUGUCCGCCAUUUUGUUUCGCCGGUUUUAAAAUUUACUCUAAAAAUUUGUCACAAAAAGACUAGUUUAAUUUCUCGAUGGCGUCUGACAGUAAAACAGAACAUCCUGCCUUAGGACAGUCACAUUUAUCUAARCAAGAUAUAUCAAAACUGAAUGUAGAAGAACUGAAUCCUUUAACUCCAGAUGUUAUAAGCAGACAAGCAACUAUUAAUAUCGGUACCAUUGGUCAUGUAGCCCAUGGAAAGUCAACUGUUGUCAAAGCUCUGUCUGGAGUCCAGACGGUCAGAUUUAAAAAYGAAUUAGAAAGAAAUAUCACAAUCAAAUUAGGAUAUGCAAAUGCUAAGAUUUACAAAUGUGAUCAUCCUAGCUGUCCCAAACCAGGCUGUUAUCGGUCUGCUGGUAGUGCAAAGGAGGAUGUCUUCCCAUGUGAGAGAUCUGGCUGCCCUGGAAAAUUUAGACUCAUGAGGCAUGUAUCAUUUGUUGAUUGCCCUGGUCACGAUAUUCUUAUGGCAACAAUGUUAAACGGAGCAGCUGUAAUGGACGCUGCACUUUUAUUGAUUGCUGGCAAUGAGUCAUGCCCCCAGCCACAGACAUCAGAACACUUGGCGGCUAUAGAAAUUAUGAAGCUAAAGCACAUUCUGAUUCUACAAAAUAAGAUUGAUUUAGUCAAGGAGACACAGGCUAAGGAUCAGUAUGACCAGAUCCUUAAAUUUGUGCAAGGUACGAUUGCCGAAGGAGCACCAGUCAUACCRAUAUCAGCACAACUCAAGUACAACAUUGAAGUGAUUUGUGAAUAUAUCUGUAGGAAUAUACCUGUGCCCGUAAGGGACUUUACGUCGCAACCUAGGCUUAUAGUUAUCAGAUCGUUUGAUGUCAACAAACCAGGCUGUGAAGUAGAUGAUUUAAAGGGAGGUGUUGCUGGUGGAAGUAUCCUGCGAGGAGUACUAAAGGUGUGGGAACCAAGAUUGAUCCUACCCUUUGCAGAGCUGAUAGGAUGGUUGGACAAGUGCUUGGAGCUGUUGGGGCUUUGCCUGAGAUCUACACUGAGCUUGAGAUCAGUUACUUCCUGUUAAGAAGACUGCUGGGCGUGAGAACUGAGGGAGAUAAGAAGGGUGCUAAGGUAACAAAACUGACCAAGAAUGAAGUAUUGACGGUCAACAUAGGAUCACUGUCUACUGGUGGUCGUGUUCUUGCUGUUAAAGCAGAUUUAGCCAAGAUUAUCCUGACCCAGCCUGUCUGCACAGAAAUUGGAGAAAAGAUUGCAUUGAGUAGACGAGUGGAAAAACAUUGGAGGUUGAUUGGAUGGGGACAAAUUCGACGUGGAGUGACAAUCAAACCAGAAUCUUAACCUUAUCACACCUGUCUAGAGAUGCAUAUAAACGAACAAAACCGAUGCUGGUCCAUAAUGCACUGCGAAAAAAAAAAGACAAUUGAAAGAAUUUCUAGAAUCUGUUGUACAAUAUUUUGUCGUGCACGCCUCCGCUCGUUACCUAAUAGCCAUUCUGAGGUUGAGAAAAUAGCUGAGUGGAGUUGGAAUUGCAGUGCAUUGUGGGGCUGUUUUGCGGGGCGAAGUAGAAGACGGCUUGCAAAUGUCUCCUUAAUGUCCCAUAAUGCUUUGUAAUUCCAACUCCGCCCAGUUUUUUUUUCGACCGGAAUGGAUAAUAUCAUACGUUAAAAAAUAUGUUAACUGUAUGGAAUCGGUGUCGAUUCUGCCCAUGCAUUUAGUCCACCAGGAAUAGUGACGUCAUUUUCAAUACCUUUACCAUUAAAAGCCAAGUCUAAAUAUCUCACAAUCCCCAGGGCCCAGUUGUACGAAGCCUGGAUAACGCUAUCCGGCGGAUAAAUCCUUAUCCAGUAGAUAAGUUGAUGCUGUUAUCCAAUAAAUUUAGCUACUGGAUAAGAUUUAUCCGUCGGAUAGCGCCGGUAUUCAGGCUUCGUACAACAGGGCCCAGGUGAUACAGUAAUGAUGGAUGAUAGACUUGAAGAUUUUCAUUAGAAAGACAAUAAUCUCUGAUUCUCUCUUGAGAAACACCUGCCAGCUUUUGGUGUGUGAGUAUCUGGGUAAUAGACCAACUCGGCUAACAAAUUGUUUUACAAAUCUACUGGAUUACUUUUCUUGGUAUACUCUAUUUGCAUAUCAUAUCCAUAUCAGUGCUUCAAUGACAUGUGAAUAUAAUAAACAAAGAUUUGAAUUGGGUAAAACAUGCCGAACCCGAAAUGCUCUAUUCACGAUGUGAAUCCAAUCAGCGAAAGGUCACAAUGAUAUGAAAUGUUCCUAAACUUUGUCUGCACGUUUUUCUGGCAUAAUACACUAUUAUCUGUGAUGACAUUAUUUGCAUAUGAAUAUAAUGCAUUUCAAGCUUAGGCCCCGUCCACACGUACCCGGAAAUUUUUGUAUCCGUAUCCGGAAAUUUUCGAAAACGGUCUCUAGAGUGGAAAUUUUCGAAUACGGAUACGUGUGGACGGUCGUAUCUGUAAAUAUUUGGAAUACGAUGACGUCAACACGAUUUUGCGCAUGAUCAAUAAGAAAAACUAUCCGUAAAAGGGACUAUGCAUUAGCGUGCAUGAGGGCGGAUCAUGAAAUUUCUGGAUACGUGUGGACAGUGAAAACCAUUCAAAUACGCUGCGUGUGGUCGCAAACAUUUUCAUAUCCGCAAAAAAAAAAAAAAAAAUUGCGGACGGGGCCUUAGUAAGCAAACUGCAAGAUGGAACAAAACCUUCACUUAGUAAACCCUUUUUGAAAGAGCUGUAUAAGAUUGUGUAAAAGAAAACUAAACAUUAAAUGGAUACUGGUCAACAAA